CUCCUCUUUCUCUGUCCCCUGGGUCUCCUCUCCCCGUUCUCUCUGUGUCAGCAUCACUCAGUAUCUGUUUCUAUCUCUUCUGUUUUUGCCUGUCUCAGUCUCUGAGUCUCUUAGUCUUUAUUGCUCUGUCUCCACGUCCCUCUCUCUUUUUCCCUCAAACACUAUCUCCCUUUCUGUUUCUGUUCUUUCCAUGUCUCUUUUUCUGUUUCUCUGUGCGUUACCUGUCUCACUGUGGGUCUCUCUGACUCUUUGUCACUGUCUCACCAGCUACUCUCUGUCUCAAUGUCUCUCUCAGUCUCUGAUUUUUCUCUCCUCUCUCUUUCUUCUCAUCUCUGCUUUUCUCUGGGGUCUAUGUUCCUGUUUCUCUCCAAGAGUCUGGAAGAACGCUCAGAGCCUGGUCUCCGUUUGGGGAUUGGGGGCGGGGGCCAGGCCGCUACUCAGAGACCUUCUCCCGGCCUCAGAGGCCCUUUCCAGCAAGGGGGGCGGGAGGGGGGUGUCAACUUAACCGCCGUGACAGCUUCUUCUCCGCACCCUCCCACCCAGGCUGCAGGAGGCCCGAGCUCUGCUGAGGCGACGGCGGCCCGGUGGGCCAGGGGGCCUGGCACUGCUGAGAAGGAGGCCCCCACCACAGCGCGCUCCCGCCGGCCAGGCCCGCGUCCUGUGUCCCUUGAUGUGUCACAACGGCGGUGUAUGCGUGAAGCCAGAUCGCUGCCUCUGUCCCCCGGACUUCGCGGGCAAGUUCUGCCAGCUGCACUCCUCGGGCGCCCGACCCCCGGCCCCGGCCAUGCCAGGCCUCACGCGCUCCGUGUACACGAUGCCACUGGUCAACCAUCGUGAUGAGGAACACGGCGUGGCAUCUAUGGUGAGCGUCCACGUGGAGCAUCCGCAGGAGGCGUCGGUGGUGGUGCACCAGGUGGAGCGUGUGUCCGGGCCUUGGGCGGAGACAGACGCCGAGGCCGUGGCGCGGGCGGAGGCGGCGGCGCGGGCGGAGGCGGCGGCUCCUUACACCGUGCUGGGACAGAGCGCGCCCCGCGAGGACAGCUACUCGGAUGCCUCGGGCUACGGUUACUGUUUUCGGGAGUUGCGAGGAAGCGAUUGUGCGUCCCCACUGCCCGGGCUUCGGACGCAAGAAGUUUGCUGCCGAGGGGCCGGCUUGGCCUGGGGCGUUCACGACUGUCUGCUGUGCUCGGAGCACCUGGGGCACUCCAACCAAGUGGGCGCCCCAGAUAUACCGUGUCCAGCAGGCUUUGAGAGGGUUAAUGGGUCCUGUGAAGGUGAGAUGGGGGUAGGAGUGAGGCGGGGGCAGGGCUUUGCUGGGGGCUGGGCUGUGGUCCCUGACCGCACUGUGACCUCCCCAUUCCUCUCAGAUGUGGAUGAGUGCGCGACAGGGGCGACAGCGGGGCGCUGUCAGCAUGGGGAGUGCGCCAACACUCAUGGCGGGUACACAUGCGUGUGCCCUGACGGCUUCCUGCUCGACUCAUCCCGCAGCAGCUGCAUCUCCCAACACGUCAUCUCGGAAGCAAAGGGGCCCUGCUUCCGCGUGCUUCGCGACGGCGGCUGCUCGCUGCCCAUCCUGCGCAACAUCACCAAACAGAUCUGCUGCUGUAGUCGCGUCGGCAAGGCCUGGGGCCGGGGCUGCCAGCUCUGCCCACCCUUUGGCUCAGAGGGGUUUCGGGAGAUCUGUCCAGCUGGCCCUGGUUACCACUACUCGGCCUCUGACCUCCGGUACAACACAAGACCCCUGGGCCAGGAGCCACCCCGAGUAUCUAUCAGCCAGCCUCGUCCCCCGCCUGUUACCUCUCGCUCACCUGCAGGCUUUCUGCCCACCCAUCGCCCAGAGACACGACCUGAGCACAGACCUGAACACAGACCAGAGCACAGACCGGAGCACAGACCAGAGCUCAGACCGGAGCACAGACCGGAGCUCAGACCGGAGCACAGACCGGAGCACAGACCCGAGCUCAGACCGGAGCUCAGACCGGAGCACAGACCGGAGCUCAGACCGGAGCACAGACCGGAGCACAGACCUGAGCACAGACCUGAGCCCCGGCCUGGCCCUGAGCUUCCCCUGCCCAGCAUCCCUGCCUGGCCUGGUCCCGAGAUCUCUGAAUCAGGUCCCUCCGUGUGUCAGCGCAACCCCCAAGUCUGCGGCCCCGGACGCUGCAUCCCUCGCCGCAGUGGCUACACUUGCGUGUGCGACUCCGGUUUCCGGCUCAACCCCCAGGGCACCCACUGCAUAGGUGAGCCGGACGGAGAGGGUGGAUGGAGGCAGGGCAGGGGCUCUGCCCGGUCACCCCUUGACCAGCCCCCCUCUGUGCCCUCAGACGUGGACGAAUGUCGCCGCAUACCCACGCCCUGUGCUCCCGGGCGCUGCGAGAACGCUCCGGGCAGCUUCCGCUGUGUGUGCGGCCCGGGUUUCCGAGCAGGCCCGCGGGCGGCGGAGUGCCUGGACGUGGACGAGUGCCGCCGCGUGCCGCCGCCGUGUGACCUCGGGCGCUGUGAGAACACACCAGGCAGCUUCCUGUGCGUGUGCCCCGCUGGGUACCAGGCUGCACCACAUGGAGCCAGCUGCCAGGAUGUGGACGAGUGCACCCAGAACCCAGGCCUAUGUGGUCGAGGUCUCUGUGAGAACCUGCCCGGCUCUUUCCGCUGCGUUUGCCCGGCUGGCUUCCGGGGCUCAGCGUGUGAGGAGGAUGUGGAUGAGUGUGCUCAAGAGCCACCACCCUGUGGGCCAGGCCGCUGCGACAACACGGCUGGCUCCUUUCACUGUGCCUGCCCUGCUGGCUUCCGCUCCCGAGGGCCAGGGGCCCCCUGCCAAGAUGUGGAUGAGUGUGCCCAGAGUCCCCCGCCCUGCGCCUACGGCCGGUGUGAGAACACAGAAGGCAGCUUCCAAUGCGUCUGUCCCACGGGCUUCCAACCCAACGCAGCUGGCUCCGAGUGCGAGGAUGUGGACGAGUGUGAAAACCACCUGGCUUGCCCUGGACAGGAGUGUGUCAACUCACCUGGCUCCUUCCAGUGCAGGGCCUGUCCUGUUGGCCACCACCUGCACCGUGGCCGCUGCAUUGAUGUGGACGAAUGCAGUUCUGGCGCCCCCUGCGGCCGCCACGGCCACUGCACUAACACCGAGGGCUCCUUCCGCUGCAGCUGCGCGUCAGGCUACCGGCCCCCGGCCAGUCGGCCCGGACCCUGCGCAGAUGUGAACGAGUGCCUGGAGGGCGACUUUUGCUUCCCCCACGGCGAGUGCCUCAACACCGACGGCUCUUUUGUCUGUACCUGUGCCCCCGGCUACCGGCCUGGACCUCGCGGAGCCUCCUGCCUUGACGUGGACGAGUGCAGCGAGGAGGACCUUUGCCAGAGCGGCAUCUGUACCAACACCGACGGCUCCUUCGAGUGCGUCUGUCCUCCAGGCCACCGCGCCAGCCCAGACCUCGCCUCCUGCCUCGACGUGGACGAAUGCCGAGAGCGGGGCCCAGCCCUGUGUGGGGCCCAGCGCUGUGAGAACUCCCCCGGUUCCUACCGCUGUGUCCGCGACUGCGACCCUGGCUACCACUCGGGCCCCGAGGGCACCUGUGACGAUGUGGAUGAGUGUCAAGAAUACGGCCCCACAAUUUGUGGGGCCCAGCGCUGUGAGAACACCCCUGGCUCCUACCGCUGCAUGCCGGCCUGCGACCCUGGCUACCAGCCGACACCAGGGGGCGGAUGCCAGGAUGUGGACGAGUGCCGGAACCGGUCCUUCUGCGGGGCCCACGCCACGUGUCAGAACCUGCCCGGCUCCUUCCAGUGCCUCUGUGACCAGGGCUACGAGGGGGCGCGGGACGGGCGUCACUGCGUGGAUGUGAAUGAGUGUGAAACGCUACAGGGCGUGUGUGGAGCUGCCCUGUGUGAGAAUGUUGAAGGCUCCUUCCUCUGUGUCUGCCCCAACAGCCCCGAGGAGUUUGACCCCAUGACUGGACGCUGUGUUUCCCCACAGCCUUCUGCUGGCAUGUUCCCGGGCUUACAGCCCCAGGUGCCCUCCAGCCCGGGUCUGCCAGCCAGGCCGCCCCCACCCCGCCGGCCCAGUGUGCCACGGCAGGGUCCUGUGGGCAGCGGGCGCCGGGAGUGCUACUUCGACACAGCGGCCCCGGAUGCGUGUGACAACAUUCUAGCGUGGAACGUGACAUGGCAGGAGUGCUGCUGUACUGUGGGCGAGGGCUGGGGCAGUGGCUGCCGCAUCCAGCAGUGCCCAAGCACUGAGACAGCUGAGUACCAGUCAUUGUGCCCCCAUGGACGGGGCUACCUGGCGCCCAGUGGAGACCCGGCCCUCCGGAGAGAUGUGGACGAGUGCCAGCUUUUCCAAGACCAGGUGUGCAAGAGCGGCGUGUGCGUGAACACGGCCCCGGGCUACUCGUGUUACUGCAGCAAUGGUUACUACUACCAUGCCCAGCGGCUGGAAUGCAUUGACAACGAUGAGUGCGCGGACGAGGAGCCGGCUUGUGAGGGCGGCCGCUGCGUCAACACCGUGGGCUCCUAUCACUGCACGUGCGAGCCUCCACUGGUGCUCGACCGCUCAAGUCGCCGCUGCGUCUCCAACGAGAGCCAGAGCCUCGACGACAAUCUGGGUGUGUGCUGGCAGGAAGUGGGGGCUGACCUUGUGUGCAGUCGCCCACGGCUGGACCGCCAGGCCACCUACACAGAAUGCUGCUGCCUCUAUGGCGAGGCCUGGGGCAUGGACUGCGCCCUCUGCCCUGCUCAGGACUCAGAUGACUUUGAGGCCCUGUGCAACGUGCUGCGGCCCCCUGCGUAUGGCCCCCCACGGCCAGGCGGUUUUGGACUUCCCUACGAGUAUGGCCCGGACCUAGGCCCUCCUUACCAGGGCCUUCCGUAUGGGCCCGAGUUGUACCCCCAACCUGUGCUACCCUAUGACCCUUACCCACCGCCACCUGGGCCCUUCGCCCGCCGUGAGGCUCCUUACGGGGUGCCACCCUUUGACAUGCCCGACUUUGAGGAUGACGGUGGCCCCUAUGGCGAACCUGAGGCUCCUGCCCCACCCAGCCCGGGCACCCGAUGGCGCUAUCGGUCCCGCGAUACUCGUGGCUCCUUCCCAGAGCCUGAGGAGUUGCCUGAAGGUGGAGGCCAUAAUGGUGCACUUGCUGGGCCCCAUGAGGGCCUGGAGGCGGAGGAGUGUGGGAUCCUGGACGGCUGCGCCCACGGCCGCUGUGUGCGAGUCCCCGAGGGCUUCACCUGCGACUGCUUUGACGGCUACCGUCUGGACAUAACCCGCAUGUCCUGUGUUGACAUCAAUGAGUGUGACGAGGCUGAGGAAGCCGCCCCGCUCUGCGUCAACGCACGCUGUGUCAACACCGAUGGCUCCUUCCGCUGCCUCUGCCGCCCAGGAUUCGCACCCUCGCACCAGCCGCACCACUGCGCGCCCGCCCGACCCCGGGCCUGAGCCCCAGCACUCCGGACCGCUCACCCCGAGCUCCAUACGCGGGUCUCCGCAGCGUGCACGCGCACAGGGACGCCAGCUCAAACUGAGAGUGACAGACGAUAGAGAGGGACCCCCUUCACUGCCCCCCCCCCCGCUCCUAGCCCCUUACACCGACGCUGCUGGCUCAAGCCCAGCCCACGGUUCCCUUCACAUACCCUCUCCUUUUUUAUAAAAAUUUCAACUAAAAAACACCUAUUUUGUAGCUUUUGCUUCUAUAUAUCUGUCCCUUUCUCAAAGUCUGCCUCCAGAGUUUGAGUCACAAAACUACAUCCCCUCCCCAUUCAGACGCCAUGUCUGCCUCUUAAUCUCCGUUUCUCUGUCGCUUAGUCUGUAUCUGUCUCUGUCUUUCUGCUUCUUUGUGUCUCUCUUUUUGUGUCUUUUUUCCUGUUUCAUCAUUUCUCUAAUCUCGCGAGAGCUCUUGCCUCUGGGUUUUUAAUAUUACCGACCUACCCAGUAUAUCCCCCAGGGCCCUCCUCUUGUAGUGCCCCAGAAAGGGACAGAAUGGGGCAGCCUCAGACUCUGCUCCCUCCUUUUUCAGCUGGAGAAAAAAACCAGUUGGUGUGGAGUGGAUUCCCACUCAGGGCGACCCCAUGUGUCUGAGAACUGUGCUCCACAGGGUUUUCAAUGGCUGAUUUUUUGGAAGCUGAUCACCAGGCCUUUCUUCCAAGAUACCUCUUGGUGGACUAGACUCUCCAACCCCGCAUUUCUCCUACUCCCCAAAGAAGUUGUAAACCAUCUGGGACAAGUAGAGCAAAGGGGAGGGGAUGGGGACAGGAGUCCCUGGAGGGGUGAACCCAGACCUGGGCCUCUAGCUGGGAUUAGGCUGUGGACAGAGGAGGGGGAGAGCAGUCCUGGGGGGUGGCCUGUGCAAGGACACGUGUGGAAGCAGGAAUGAACUGUGUGUAUGAUGAAUGGACACCCCCUUCCCCCAGCAUCCCUGCCUACUUUCUGGCUGUGUGGGGAGUCCAGACUCCCUUCUCCCCAAAACAGAGAGCAGGGUACUCAGGGAGGGUCAGGAGGUGAGGGGUCCGUGAAAACGGACAUGAUGAAAACAGAAGUCUGUACUGGAGUCAUUCUUCAGCCACCAGUUAGCGCACGUCUCCCCAGGGUCUCAAACUCAAACGCUUUAGGGGCCAGGUAAUGAUGUUAGAGGGAAGCGGAUGCAGGAUAAGAAAAUCAAAGCACAAAAGUGAAGACGCAUAGCAAGUGGCUUCCUGCCCAAGGGUUGGGAUGGAACAGGGAGGGGAAUCUCCACAUUUUUAAUAAUAAUAUAUAUUUCUAAACCACCUUGAGGGUCAUAUCAAGUCCCUGGGUGGUGCAAAUGGUUUGCGCUCCAUUAUUAACCUAAAGGUUAGUGGUCUGAACCUACCUAGGGGCAUCUUGGAAGAAAGGCCUGGCAAUCUGCUUCCAUAAGGAUUAUAGCCAAGACAACCUUAUGGAGCAAUCCUACUCUGUAACACCUGGGGUCUCCGUGAGUCGGAAUUGACUGGAAGGCAACGGGUUUUUUUGUUUUCGAUGGGUCAUAUCUGGCCCAAGAGCCACUAGUUUUAAUCUUCCAAGUACAGUACAAGUUUGCAUAAAUGGGGCAUGGGGGUUCUGUCUUGAUCUGACACCCCCACCUCCUGAGCUUCAAGAGGGGACACAUUGCCAAGAGCUCCUGGUACAGACAUUGUUGGUGGAGUUAAAUGAAUUGAUAGAUAUGUUAAAACGUUUAGAAUGGCACAGACCACAUAGCAAGAGCUCAGUUAAGAGUUAUAACCCUGGGCCUCCCAGGAAAUGCUGGGGGCGGGGGGGGGGGCAGACAGCUAGGUUUUAUUCUAUCCCCUUUAUCCAUCCCAGGAAGGGGCCAGACUCCACCCCCUUCAACAGGACAGUGAGAAACACUUAGCACAGGGGUCCCAGUAGAGAGGGGGUGUCAGACCAUGAGGGGUUCCGAGUUUCACAGAGGGGGUCAGAAAGUGAUUUUCCAGCUGAUACAGGGAACUUGACCCAAAUACUGUCCUCCUUAUUCAUUCAUUAAAGAUUUUCUAUAAUACCUGCUUUAUAAGGAGUAAGUGGCGUGGACGCAACUUAGCCCAGCCUUGGGGGUGGAAGUUAGGGUGGGCUCCCUGGUAGAGACACCUAAGCUGAGAUGCUAACGAUGCAGGGAAAUGAGGCAGAUGGAGCGGUGGAAGAGGGUUUCAUGUGGGGGGAUCAUCACCUGGAAAUGCCUAGAGGUAAGA
Messenger RNA from Loxodonta africana (African savanna elephant), 7689 nucleotides. It is a transcript of the gene LTBP4, whose product is annotated as latent transforming growth factor beta binding protein 4. Lineage: Eukaryota; Metazoa; Chordata; Mammalia; Proboscidea; Elephantidae. Bases 671 to 5428 code for a protein of 1585 amino acids. Gene Ontology annotation, molecular function: calcium ion binding. The record is from RefSeq and is a predicted model, not a curated record. The transcript has 28 exons.